This is a messenger RNA of Nelumbo nucifera (sacred lotus), 2848 nucleotides long. RefSeq names its product phosphate transporter PHO1 homolog 10-like. NCBI's taxonomy places the organism in Eukaryota, Viridiplantae, Streptophyta, Magnoliopsida, Proteales, Nelumbonaceae. Gene Ontology annotation, biological process: cellular response to phosphate starvation; phosphate ion transport. The record is from RefSeq and is a predicted model, not a curated record. Gene Ontology annotation, molecular function: phosphate transmembrane transporter activity; inositol hexakisphosphate binding. Gene Ontology annotation, cellular component: trans-Golgi network; plasma membrane; cytoplasm.
GAGGGGAGACAAUAACUGUCGAACCCUCCCCAGUUCUACUCGUAAUCUGUGUCAAAUCAGGAUACAAUCAUAUCAGCUCAGUAUAAGUGGGUCCCACAAACCAGUCUGACGUGCUAUAUUAUGAUUGGCACAGUAUACUCCAGUUCCCUUAGAAGAUUGGAACUGCCAUGCCUGUCAUAUGAACCUGAUCACUCUACAGUUCUGAAGUCUUAAGAGCCUAGUCAGAGGAAAUCAAACUCUAUUACCUUCAAGUGGAGUUUUAAUCCUGGAUCUACCUCUCUGGCAGUCUCUUCUUAAUUCAAUAAUCUGAGCAUGUUUUCAAGGUUUUUACGCUCCUGAGGUCUGGCUGUUUUCUAAGUGUAAAGACCUGAACUUAUAAAGGAAAAUAAGUAUGAAGUUCAGAAAGGAGUUUUCAGAACAAAUGGUAACCGAGUGGCAAGAAGCUUAUGUGGACUACAAUGGUCUCAGGAGAUUACUAAAAGAGAUCAUGCAUUUCGAGCAGAAGAAGAAGCCUGCAACACACCCUGAAGGCUCACAGAACAGGAUUCACAGGGCCUUCAGUAGACUAACGUAUAGAGGUAGCAACCUCAAGAGCUCCCAUGGGGAUGUUGAAAAUCAAGAGAUAGAUGCUGGUGAUGUGCAGAGAGAUGAUUCAAAAAGAUACUACGAAACCAGAUUUCUCAUGCCAGCAGAUGCAAGUGAGCAUGAGAUUAUGUUCUUCAGGAAACUUAAUGAUGAAUUCAACAAGGUCAACAUGUUUUACAAGGAUAAAGUAAAGGAGGUGAUGGAUGAAGCAUCUUUGCUCCAUAAGCAGAUGGAUGCAUUAAUUGCCUUGAGGAUAAAGGUGAAAAAUCCAGAUUCCAGUGACUCUAAUACAAUAAAACAUCUUAAAUCAGAUGUUUCUGCAAUGGAGUUGUCAAAAGUUUCAACGCCAUACAGUGACAGAAAACCAGGUUUCUCUAAGUGUGCAGAAAGAGAGCCAAUGGAUUUAAUACAUGAGGAGAUGAAAAGUAGAGGUCAGAUGGAAGAACAUACAGAAGAUGCAUGCAAUAAGAAAUUGAACACUGGUAACUAUGGACCUGCACCAGAAAUCCUCAGGCGUGUAAAGAUUAAAAACACUCGUGAAACUCCGCUUUCAACCAUUAAAGGCGUACUCAAGGAUUCUGAAGAGGAGGAGUUGAGUUACAAAAAGGAGGAGUUGAGGCAAGUUGAAGAAAGACUGAAAAUUGCAUUUACUGAAUUCUACCAAAAGCUUCUUCUUCUAAAGCGCUUCAACUAUAUGAACUUAUUAGCAUUCUCCAAGAUCAUCAAGAAACAUGACAAGAUCACAUCAAGGAAUGCAUCAAGGCCAUACUUAGAAACUCUCGACCACUCUUACAUUGGCAGCUCAGAUGAGGUUCUUGCUCUCUUGGAGAGGGUGGAAGGUACCUUCAUCAAAUACUUCUCAAACUCAAACCCAAGAAAAGGAUUAAAGUCCUUGAGACCAAAAGCAAGGAGAGAAAAGCAUAKGAUAACAUUCUUUUCAGGAUUCUUAUCCGGUUGCACACUUGCCCUCGUAGUGGCUCUUUGUUUGAUUAUACAUUCUAGAAAUCUAAUCGAUAGAAAGGAAGAAGGUUCUUUGUACAUGGAAAAUAUGUUUCCACUUUACAGCUUAUUUGCCUUCAUCGUCCUGCAUAUGCUCUUGUAUGCUGCCAACAUAUAUUUCUGGAGGCGUUACCGAGUCAACUAUCGAUUUAUAUUUGAUUUCAAGCAAGGAACAGAGUUGGGUCACCGAGAAGUAUUCCUUCUCAGUGCAGGUCUUGCAGUACUAUCACUGGCUACUGCCAUUGCAAAUUUGGACAUGGAGAUGGACUCAAAAACCCAAAAUUACAAGGAACUUACAGAACUUGUUCCUUUGGGAUUACUUGUUGUUCUACUUGCUAUAAUGUUCUGUCCUUUCAACAUCAUAUAUCGUUCAAGUCGCUUCUUCUUAAUCAAAUGCCUAUUUCGCUGUAUUUGUGCUCCACUAUACAAGGUUACCCUCCCUGACCAUUUCAUGGCAGACCAGCUAACUAGCCAGAUCCAAGCCAUUAGGAGCAUUGAGUUCUAUAUCUGCUACUAUGGUUGGGGAGACUUCUCCAGAAGACAGAACAAAUGCCACAGUCGAAAGAUCUAUAACUUUUUCUAUUUCAUUGUAGCAGUUAUCCCAUAUUGGUCCCGCUUCUUGCAAUGCCUACGGCGGUUGUUUGAAGAAAAACAUGCAGUACAUGGGUACAAUGGCCUGAGAUACUUCAUUACACUUGUUGCAAUGGUCUUGAGGACAGCUUAUGAACUGAAGAAGGGUAUAAAUUGGAGGGUGAUGGCUGCCAUAAGUUAUGCCAUUGCAACAUCCUUGAAUACAUAUUGGGAUAUUGUUAUGGACUGGGGGCUUCUGCGGUGGCGUUCAAAAAACCGUUGGUUAAGAGACAAGCUUCUUGUCCCAUACAAAAGUGUCUACUUCAUAGCCAUGGCUGUCAAUAUCUUGCUGAGAUUUGCCUGGAUGCAACAGGUUUUUGAAUUUCAAAUUCCUAAUCUGCAUCACAGAGCUGUAGUGGCAAUAGUUAACUGCCUAGAGAUCCUUCGUCGUGGAAAUUGGAAUUUCUUCUGGUUGGAAAAUGAGCACUUGAAUAAUGUGGGCAAGUAUCGUGCAUUCAAAUCAGUCCCACUCCCUUUCAAUUACUAUGAUGAGGAUCAGGGCAAGGAUGACUAGGAAUGAUUAGAAUCUUAUGGCUAACAAAAACCAAAGACAAUAAGAUAUAGUUUUGUUUCAAUUUCCCUUUCAGGUCAUGUGUUAUAGUUGAUAGGUACAAUGAAUGUCUAGACAUAUAUC